Messenger RNA from Scheffersomyces coipomensis, 1761 nucleotides. It is a transcript of the gene SAC7, whose product is annotated as Sac7p. The transcript has a single exon. Gene Ontology annotation, biological process: regulation of fungal-type cell wall organization; activation of GTPase activity; signal transduction. NCBI's taxonomy places the organism in Eukaryota, Fungi, Ascomycota, Pichiomycetes, Serinales, Debaryomycetaceae. Gene Ontology annotation, molecular function: GTPase activator activity. Gene Ontology annotation, cellular component: cell cortex. The record is from RefSeq and is a predicted model, not a curated record. Bases 1 to 1761 code for a protein of 586 amino acids.
AUGAGUCAUUCCCUGUCUCCCAAUAUUAGUGGAUCAAUUAUAGGUUGGGUCAAGAAUUUAAAGAAAGGUAAUCUAUUAUCAAACGAUAGCGUCAACGAAGUGACUAGUGAUAACGAUCUAAAUAGUCAAUCAGAAUCAAAAUCACCUUCAAAAUCAAUGCCUAUAACUAUCUUAUUACCUCAAUUAUCGCAACUGCAAUCAUCAGUUCAUACGAAUAAUAAUAAUAAUACUAAUAAUAAUAAUCAUAUAAAUCAAUCAUCAACUUCACCUCCUCAUCAAGAUUUUUUAAGACCUCUCUUACAUCAUAAAUCAAGAUCAACCAAUAAUGUUAAUAGAGUACGUUCAAAUUCUUUAAAUCAUCUGGAAAAAUCUUCAAGUUUAAGACAACAUCGAGAUUCAUUUUUGCAACAAAAUCCUCUUGUUGAUCAAAAUAGUAAAUAUUUUGGUGUACCUUUAGAAAUCGCCAAUACUAUUGCUUCUACAAGUGUUUUAAAUGAUUCUGAAUAUGGUCAAAUUCCUAGAAUUGUGGCUAAAUGUGGGGUUUAUCUUAAAAAAAAUGGUUUAGGUGUUGAAGGUAUAUUUAGAGUUGGAGGUUCAUCAAAAAGAGUUAAAGAAUUACAAUUAAUUUUUAAUACUCCACCUGAUUUUGGUAAAAAUUUAAGUUGGGAUGGUUAUAAUGUUCAUGAUGCUGCUUCAAUCUUUAGAAGAUAUUUAAAUGCUUUACCAGAACCAAUAAUACCUCUUGAUAUGUAUGAAUCAUUUCGAGAUCCUUUAAGAAAACGUCAUAGAAUAAGUAAUUAUUUUAAACAUCUUUCUCAAAAACCAACUUCAUAUACAUCUAUAACAUCAAAGAAUAUUGUUGAAUCUUCUUCAAAUGAAAAUGAUUCUCAACCUUUAACAGAAGCAAAUAUUGGAAGAUUAAAUAAUUCAAGUAAUCCUCAAAUUUUAAAUCCUCCAAAGAUUAUAACUACUGAUACCCAAGGAUCUCUGGAUAAUUCUCCAUCUGGUCUUUCACAACCAAAGUUUGAACAACCUGAACUUCAAUCUCAACCUCAACCCCCAAUAACUCAAAGUGAAGGAAAUAUUGAAUCAAGUACAGAACAUUUAGCUAUAGAUAAAAAAUUAAAACAUACUAAACAAAAAAGAAAAUAUGAAAAAGUUAAAAAUGAUGUACUUUCAGCCAUUGAAGAAUAUAAACAAUUAAUAGAUGAAUUACCUCCUGCUUCAAAACAAUUAUUAUUAUAUAUUCUUGAUCUUUUAUCAAUGGUUAGAUUAGAAGUUGAAGUAAAUUUAAUGUCAUCAAGAAAUUUAGCAGCUAUUUUUCAACCAUCAAUUUUAUCUCAUCCAAGUCAUGAUAUGAAUCCUGAAGAAUAUGCUUUAUCUCAAACUGUGGUUGAAUUUUUAAUUCAAUAUUUUCAUUAUUUUUUAGCUGAUUCAUCAUUUAGUUUAGAAACUGGAGUUCAAGAUUAUAUUAAUAAUAAUCAUAAUGAAAAUAUUACAACUGAAACAAAAAAAGAAAAUGGAACUAGUCCUGAAAAUGAACAAGAUUUAUUAGAAGUACCAAAUUCACAAUCACAACAAAAAGUGAAGAAAAGACAUCAUAGUAAAUCAUUAUCUUCAACUCCAUUUGAAGUUGAUUUAGUUGGGUAUCAAAAUAAACUGUCAAAAGAACCUAUUGUAAUUUCUAAAAAAGAGUUUGAAAUAUCUGAUGAUGAUAAUGAAAUUGAUACCACUGGUGGUGAAGAUAAUGAUCAACAUUGA